CGGCAACAACCUGUGCGCGGAGCUUCUAUUUCGGGUCGCCAUUCUGACAACAAAAAGCCGCCAACCUGGAACUAAUGGAAUUAGAGAACAUUGUGGCCAAUACGGUCUACCUGAAGGCGCGAGAAGGAGGCUCCGACAGCAACAAAGGCAAGAGCAAAAAAUGGCGCAAGAUCCUUCAGUUUCCUCACAUAUCGCAGUGCAUCGAUCUCAAGAACAAAAUAGAUGUAAGCUAUGGUUACGUAGUUGAUCAGCAGCCCAUCGGACGUGAGCUUUUCCGGCAGUUCUGCAAGGUGAAACGGCCCCAGUACUCGCGCUACAUCUCCUUUCUCGACGAUGCCACAAGGUACGAGAUAGCGGCGGACGAACACCGGGUGGAGCUGGCGUACGAGGUCGUGAAGCGGUACCUGGGCCUCUGCACCGAGAGCCGGGAGCGCGAGGACAGCGGCGGCGGAGGCGGCUGCGACAGUGACGGCGGCAAGUGCGACGAUGACAGCGGCAUCGGGGGCGACACCAAGAAGCUCAGCAAUCACGACGACCCGGAGAAGAGCCUGACCGGGUCGAACUCGGUCACCACCAACACCAUCCACAACGAGAAGGACGAGUUCGUGCUGGACGUGCUGAACGAUGACAUGGUUGCGCAGGUUCGGACCAAACUCUCCGCUGGCAGCAAAGAGCUGUUCGAAGCUUCCAUCACGGCGGUCAGGGCCUUCCUGGCCGGGGAACCAUUCCGGGAAUUCGAGGCAUCCAUGUACUUCCACAGCAUAUAUUCUCUAUCGUUCUCUACCGAGCAGGUUCGAGCCACCGGCAAAAUGUACGCGUGCAAGAAGCUGGAAAAGAAGCGCAUCAAGAAGCGGAAGGGAGAAUCGAUGGUUCUGAUCGAGAAGCAGAUUCUUCAGAAGAUAAACUCUCGCUUCGUAGUGAACCUGGCGUACGCUUACGAAACCAAGGAUGCGCUCUGCUUGGUGCUGACGAUUAUGAAUGGAGGAGAUCUGAAGUUUCACAUUUACAAUAUGGGCGGCGAUCCGGGAUUCGAGCUGACCCGGGCACGGUUCUAUGCAGCCGAGGUGGUCUGCGGGCUAGAGCAUCUGCACCAGCAAGGAAUCGUGUACCGGGACUGUAAACCGGAAAACAUUCUGCUCGAUGACCAUGGGCACGUGCGCAUUUCCGAUCUCGGGCUGGCGGUCGAAAUUCCGGAAGGCGAGAUGGUUAGGGGGAGAGUGGGCACCGUAGGCUACAUGGCACCGGAAGUGAUUGACAACGAAAAGUACGCCUUUUCGCCGGAUUGGUUCAGCUUCGGGUGCUUGCUGUACGAGAUGAUCGAGGGCCAGGCACCGUUCCGCGCCCGCAAGGAAAAGGUCAAACGGGAAGAGGUGGACCGGCGCGUAAAGGAGGACCCGGAAAAGUAUUCGCACAAAUUCAGUGACGAUGCCAAAUCGUUGUGCCAACAGCUGCUAAUGAAAACCGUUAAGAGCCGGCUCGGAUGUCGCAACGGGCGCCAUGGGGCCCGCGAGGUGAAGCUGCAUCCGUUCUUUAACAGUAUUAACUGGAAACGGCUCGAGGCCGGUGUGAACGAUCCUCCGUUUGUGCCGGACCCACAUGCCGUGUAUGCCAAAGACGUACUAGACAUUGAGCAAUUCUCCACAGUGAAGGGCGUCAACCUGGACGCGACAGACGAGAACUUCUAUACCAAGUUCAAUACCGGCUCGGUAUCGAUACCGUGGCAGGACGAGAUGAUUGAAACCGAAUGCUUCCGGGAACUGAACGUGUUCGGCGUGAACGAGUGCCCGACGCCCGAUCUGCUCAUCAACGCACCGCCCGUAGUCGAAAAACCGGGCUGCUUUCCGUUUCGAAGAAAAAAAAAGCAAACACCCAGAGAGAAGGCAAUACCGUUCAACGAGAAGCUGUUGUCCUCUAGUCAAACGACGGUCAGCUGUAGUCAGGCACAGACUGAAAGUUGAUAGGUGUAAGGCAACAAUGAUGACCUCGGUCAACCAGGUGUACCCCCGGAGGCACUAUCCAGGCGAUGGUUGUCGAUGGAUGGACGGCGAGAAAAGGCUUAGCGGUGGUUAAUUGGACAGCGGGCAGUAAGUAAGCAGCAGUUGGGCAGCAAAAGACUGUUCUCUUCCCGGUUUAGUUUUUGGGAGCGAUCGCUCACAUUACUGUGCUCAGCGGUAGAACGCGCUUUAUGGGGCGAGAAUGGAUGGACGGUUUCACGGCGAAAGCGGAUAUUAUCAUCGUCGGAUUUUUCAUCAAGCGGCAACCGCCGCAGCACAACGCUACUGAAUACUCUCAGUCAUGUUACGAGCUACUGCUACGGGGCGUCAUAUGAGGGUGGAAACGCACACGAAGUGUGUAGUUUGUCUUUAACCCUUGCGUGCGGCGGGUUCAGUCACAGUCAGUUCACUCACUCACUCAUUCACAGUCAAUGAUACACUUAAGCGCACAUGAACAUUGUCUAAACAGCAUAUAAAUAGUAGCUAUUGAAUAACACUUAAAAUGCAAACGCAAAUAUAUUGUCCACCGCCAGAACGUCGAAGAGCGCAAAGAUAACGAAGAACAAACGGAGGAAUAAUCACAUAAAUUCGUAAUCCUAGACCGCGCGCUCCAGCGUAUUCGUAUUUUGGCCAAACUCCCAAGGUGUGCAAUAGCGGAAGAAGCAGUACGACAACGGUUGAGCUAGACAACUGUAGCAUAAGGUAGCAGAAACAAAGUGGUACUUCCGUUUGUGGAAGUAUUUAGAAACGAAGUAGUGUAUAUGGUUCAUUGAUGACUUUUAGCAUUGCGAGUGGAGCGAUGUGUCUGAUUGAGUUUUAAUAAGCAUUACCGGUAAAAACCGUUGUACCUUUGUUCUCUCGUUAGGUUGAUUUUAUAAAGUGAUGAAAAAUAAGCAACCAAAAAGGGUUAUACGAUAGUCACGUAUCUUUCUCUCCAAUAUAAAAGCCAACCCCGACGCAUUUGUAAAUAGUGGAUUUUACAAUAUAUUAUUAUUUCACUGGUUUUUUUAUCCGUUGGCUGAUUUUACGUUCUUAUGAACAAUCGGGUCGGAAUGUUAUUGUUACUGUUUGUGUUCACUGUGUAACGCUCUACAUGAUAAGUUACGCCCGCGUGUGUAUGGCCGGAUCGAGGGUUCACAAUUCAUCAACUGCCACUAGAAAAUCCAAUCAAUCUGUUAAAGUCGUUACCACCCCUAAAACAAUCUUGCAUACUAAUAUUUGGCAUCUCUCAUAUCGUAUAGUAAUUUUUUUUUGAGACUGUAUGUUGAGUUAUUAAGUUACUCUUUCACACACUUGAUUUGUGGCCAUAGCGAUAGUGGCGAUAAGAAUCGGCAUACAGCGUCCUCGCGCUGUAUGACUAUGACGGAACAACUUCUGUGAACACCUCAUCUAAACUGAAAUUCAAUAUUCACGAAACCAUAUUCAUGUCACAAGGUAUUACAGAAUCAAUAGUACCCACCGACUGAUGAUAUCUUUCUUCCAUCUUGGCUUCAAAUAUAGAGCCUUUCUUUUUCAUUGUUUCAAUUUUUGACUGCUUUCGAUUAUUGGAAUGCCGAUCGACUGACAAACCGUCGAAUGGUUAUACGUUCCACUGUUGUCUCCGGUUGACCAGGCUGUUGCUUUCGUAUAGUUUUGCUUCUGUUGCUGGCGACUACAUAUUAUGCUACGGUUUGGUGUGCAGCAUUUCUACAAAUCCUCGUGGUAGAGUACUAGAAAGGAGAGAGACAGAGAGAGAGAGAGAGAUACGGUACUUAAACACAAUCUUAAUGUUCGAAUGGUUAAAGAGGCAACUUUUUAGCAAACUUCUCAUACUCAUGUACUAAUCAAUUAUAACUAUAGACUAUUCGUGGCUAGGAGUUAGUUUCAGACAAAAGUAAGGGGAAAGCAGAAAACUUACGAAUGAAUCUAUGUAUCGCACAUUCAAAACACACGGACACACAAAUGUAAAAGCAAACGAUUAGACGAAGGAGAUUUAUAGAGUGAACCGCUUAUUAUAAACCCAAUACCCAUUCUAGUUACCGGAAAUGCACAACAUAGUACGGGGUGAACUGACGCGCGGGGGAACAAUAGGAGCAACGGAGCCAGGAGUAGUAGUGAACGACCGACCGAGUGUUUAGGAUUUGGUUGUUACAAUGCAUAAGUGAAAGCAAUCAUUUACUAGGGCUGUUUUAGCUUUAAAAUCGCGUAUAUCGUGCAGGCGCAAACGAGAAUUGGUUAGCUUUUUAAUGAAUCUUUCAAGUGUUGUGUUCAAAGCACAAGUAUCAACGAAAGCACCAACAACAAAGCGUGUAUGAGAAUUGUUCGUAGCCGUGUGUGUGCUUUCUUGGUAUUUGUUUUUUAAUCGUGUAUGUCGCACAAGUUUGUAUUAAGUUUUGUAAUCGUAGCCCCGGCAAGAAUCUGUUGGCAGUCAAUCUGUAUGUGCUGAACAAAUGGAUUGCAAAAAACCAACAAACAAGUAAAUAAAAACAAGUAAUAAACUCAGACUAGCCACUCUUCAAA
Messenger RNA from Anopheles bellator, 4493 nucleotides. It is a transcript of the gene Gprk2, whose product is annotated as G protein-coupled receptor kinase 2. Gene Ontology annotation, biological process: regulation of signal transduction; signal transduction; protein phosphorylation. The coding region runs from base 75 to 1958 and encodes 627 amino acids. The transcript is spliced from 10 exons. Lineage: Eukaryota; Metazoa; Arthropoda; Insecta; Diptera; Culicidae. Gene Ontology annotation, molecular function: ATP binding; G protein-coupled receptor kinase activity. Gene Ontology annotation, cellular component: cytoplasm. The record is from RefSeq and is a predicted model, not a curated record.